AAAAUGUCAGUGCAUCUUAUGGAGCGAAUAUGGAGCGGCCAGUCCGGUAUUUCCACCGCUGCUGUGUCAGAAUACCGGGCCGGCCGCUCAGCUCUGCAGCGGGACCUUAUGGAGAUGACUGCUGACCUUUGGGGAGGUGGGGGAGCAGGUACCUGAAUUUGACAGGUACCCGCUCUUACUUCCGCGGAGUUGUUCUUUGAUCUUACCUGUUCCUCUAUCCAGCGGCGCGCUGUCAGCAGUCGUCUCCUGUACUGUCCCCAGUCUCUGGUCAUCCCUGUGCUGUCCGCAGCAGUCUCUGGUCA
This is a messenger RNA of Staurois parvus, 302 nucleotides long. The record is from the annotation of a GenBank genome assembly. NCBI's taxonomy places the organism in Eukaryota, Metazoa, Chordata, Amphibia, Anura, Ranidae.